AUGCGUGCGGCUGAGCUCGCCAUUCCUAUAGUGAAUACCGCACCCGCCCCUGCCCUUAAGCCUGCCGCUGAGCCUAUCGUAGCUGCUAUUAUGGGAGCGCCUCUAUCGCUUACUCCUAAGUCUUCCAGCUCCUAUGUUAAGGAGAAGCUGAACAUCAACCGUGACCGUUUCCUAACCCCGUAG
This is a messenger RNA of Penicillium longicatenatum, 183 nucleotides long. RefSeq lists its product as uncharacterized. The coding region runs from base 1 to 183 and encodes 60 amino acids. NCBI's taxonomy places the organism in Eukaryota, Fungi, Ascomycota, Eurotiomycetes, Eurotiales, Aspergillaceae. The record is from RefSeq and is a predicted model, not a curated record. The transcript has 2 exons.